This is a messenger RNA of Pyrenophora tritici-repentis Pt-1C-BFP, 1629 nucleotides long. RefSeq names its product MFS-1 multi-domain protein. The record is from RefSeq and is a predicted model, not a curated record. Gene Ontology annotation, molecular function: transmembrane transporter activity. NCBI's taxonomy places the organism in Eukaryota, Fungi, Ascomycota, Dothideomycetes, Pleosporales, Pleosporaceae. Gene Ontology annotation, biological process: transmembrane transport. Gene Ontology annotation, cellular component: membrane.
AUGACACAAUUUGGUGUAACAGCCAUUGGUGCUGGCCAAGACCGCUCCCCUGCUUCGCUAGAGAAGGGGGAAGUCAUCUAUGAUGAGGCAAAUGGAAGCGAUCGAUCGACAGACGUCGAUUUCACUUGGACAGAAGAAGAAGAAAUUAGGGUCCGACGCAAACUGGACCGCGUCAUAGUACCGCUUACGACACUUCUCUACUUGAUGUGUUUCUUGGAUCGGGUAAACGUUGGAAAUGCACGUAUCCAAGGUAUGGCUAAAGACCUAGAUCUCAACAGAGGAGUUCGAUUCAACUGGGUCACGUCGAUCUUUUACAUUGUUUACAUGUUCGUCGAGGUGCCUAGCAAUAUUCUUCUCAAGAAGCUCGGCCCAAAAUACUACUUGCCGCUGCUGGUAUGUGGAUUUGGCUUUGUGUCGCUUUGCAGCGCUUUUGUGCAAAGCUUUGGAGGGUUACUGGCCGCACGAGCUUGUCUCGGUGUAUUUGAAGGUGGUGUUAUGCCUGGCCUUGCAUUCUUCAUCACUUGCUUCUACAAACGCAACGAGCUCUUGUUUCGCAUUGGUAUCUAUGUUUCAGCCGCGUCCUUGGCUGGGGCUUUUGGUGGCCUACUCGCUACUGUACUUGCGCGUAUUCCCCCGUGGGGAGCAUCGACUAUGAUUAUUCACACCUGGCGUAACAUCUUUUUCUUCGAGGGGCUUCUCACCAUAUUGAUAGGCCUCGGCGCGCCCUUCCUCAUGCCCAGCAGUCCAGAAGAAUGCUGGUUUUUGACGGAACGCGAGCGAAUGAUUGCUACACAACGACUUGUUCUCAGAGGUGGAGCCGACGAGAACGAGAAAACUGAGGUGCACCACGUCAAGAGGGCCAUGCUUAACAUCACCAAUUACUUUUGUGCUCUGGGCUUCUUUUUCAUCAACAUCACUGUACAGGGAAUCUCUCUAUUCAUGCCUACUAUUCUCAAAGAUCUCGGUUGGACAGCCACCAAAUCGCAGCUCUACUCGGUGCCACCCUACGUUUGCGCGUGCGUCAUUGCUAUCGCGGUUGCCUUUAUUUCGGACAAGACCAAUCGUCGUGGUCUUUACCUUGCCAUCUUCACUCUUCCUGCGAUCGCAGGAUUUUCGAUUAUGCGAUGGGCAACGGACCCCAACGUCAAGUACGGAGGUAUCUUUUUGAUCACUAUCGGUGCCUUUCCUGGGGGCCCUGGCUUUCUUGCAUGGUCUGCGAACAAUGCAGCAGGACCUGCGAUUCGCUCCGUCUCGACUGCGUAUGUCGUUACUCUUGGUACCGCUGGUGGUAUCCUCGCUACUUGGACAUAUACUUCGACCGACGCGCCCAAGUACCCGACCGGACACACGAUUAAUUUGUGCGGCCAAAUUUGUGUUCUCAUUCUCGCUUUGUUUGGCAUUGCCUACUGCAAAUGGGAAAACAAGCAGCGUGACUUGGGCAAGCGAGACCAUCGUCUUGCCGGUAAAACGGCAGCUCAAAUCAAGGAUCUCGGAUACCGACAUCCUGAGUUCCGGUACAUGCACUAGAUAUGGAUGUUAGGGUGCAAGACGACGUCUCGAUGUCAUAUAUAUCGUCAUGACUCGCAUAUUGAGUGAAAUCAACUUUCGCUUUGGGAUAUGCCCACAUUU